AUCCAUCCAAACAGCAUAAAAAAGAAAAGAAAGAAAGAGAAAACGCCAUCAACUUCUCCAUUUGCUGCAGUUUGAAGCAUUUAUUGUAUUACUGCUAUAUUUCUCUUUUCAUUCUCUUUCCUCUUCUUUGGGUUUUCCUGUUUUUUUUCAGUUGAUCUUCCUUUUUUUUGAAUAUUAGGUAUUUCUUGAAAAUUGUUAGAAAAUGGAGAGGGACUUUAUGGGACUAAAUAUUAAAGAUUCUGGAGUUGUAGUGAAAGAAGAACCUAUUGAAAGCUCCAAAGAAACUGGGUUUCGCUGGCCGAUGUCGAGCAAGGUUGGUGUACCUCAUUUCAUGUCUUUGAACUCUGCUCAAGAUGUAAACCACUUCAAAGCUCUAUCUGUCACGGAUGGAGUCGAUGCUGGUUUCAAACGUCAGUCUGGUGAACUCCAGAAUGUGCAUGCAAUGCAUCUUCUGCAUGAUGUUAAGAUGCUUCCGUUUAACAUGAGCAAUCCCUCCUACAAGACUCAUUUUGGUGGUACUGGCCAGCAAUCUGCAGCUACGACGAUGAACCAAGUUCUUGGUGGAAUUCCUGUUACGGCUCCUCAUUCAAUGCUUCCAUCGCGUGGCUCUGUGGCUGGGACAACCGAAGCUUGGUUUAAUUCCAAAGGUUCUGCAGCACCUGCUCAGCUGACCAUCUUCUAUGGUGGGACGGUCAAUGUCUUCGAUGAUAUCUCUCCUGAGAGGGCACAGGCUAUUAUGUUUUUGGCUGGAAACGGUUGUACUGCUCUUAAUAUGGUGCAACCGAGGUUUCAACUUCAGGCAUCUGCACCCAAACCUGCUGCUGCGGAUGGCGUGUGUGUGAACCAAACCCCAAACAUGCUACCUGCCUCGGGUCUUUCCAGCCCGAUGUCCGUUUCUUCCCAUCCCAUUGGUCAAUCUGAUGGAAACAAAGAUGACAUGAAGAUAUCCAAGACUGCGAACAUCUCAGUGUCUCCCCUUGGCACACCGGAGACUCCGAAGAUUGUGACAUCACUAGGAGGACCUGUUGGGGCGAAUACCAUAAUGCCAGCAGCGGUUCCACAAGCUAGGAAAGCAUCUCUGGCUCGCUUUUUAGAGAAGCGGAAGGAAAGGGUGAUGAACUUAGCACCAUAUACCCUCAGCAAGAAAUCGCCGGAGUGCUCCACACCCGAGUCCUACGGAGUCUGUUUCUCCGCAACUUCCAGUGUCGUGACUAGUCCUCUUUUAGCCGGUAAGGAGACCUAGCAAUGAUCUCUCGAGGCUGCUUAAUGCCGUUAAUCAGAGAAGCAUAUCUAUUAUUAUUUUCAGCAAGUUUUAAGUCUCUGUAGCUAUCAAAUUUUUGUUGUUUUUAUUGUAAUGUAAAACUUUGGUUUAGCUCUAGCUAGACAUCCUAGUGUAUCCAAUUGGUUUGGUCUUUUGCUGUAAUUCUCUUUGUAUGGAUUGGACAUCUUCAAUUUGUAACUAUUUAUUUUGCUA
Capsicum annuum is the source of this 1474-nucleotide messenger RNA. RefSeq names its product protein TIFY 6B. The record is from RefSeq and is a predicted model, not a curated record. Gene Ontology annotation, biological process: response to wounding; regulation of defense response; regulation of jasmonic acid mediated signaling pathway. The coding region runs from base 203 to 1243 and encodes 346 amino acids. Gene Ontology annotation, cellular component: nucleus. The transcript is spliced from 7 exons. NCBI's taxonomy places the organism in Eukaryota, Viridiplantae, Streptophyta, Magnoliopsida, Solanales, Solanaceae.